Molecule: messenger RNA, 711 nt
Organism: Dictyostelium purpureum
Lineage: Eukaryota; Evosea; Eumycetozoa; Dictyosteliales; Dictyosteliaceae
Exons: 1
Coding region: 1-711 (236 amino acids)
Source: RefSeq, a predicted model, not a curated record
AUGAAUAAUUUAAAUAAAUUUUUGACCCCACUAAAAAAUUUUCAUAAGCUAUCCCACACCAAAACAUUCAAUAGCCAUAAUAAUUGUUAUAGAUUUAUAUCAAGUAAUCAAAUAAAUACCAAGUGCUAUAGCAAUUAUAAUAAUAGUAUUAAUAGAUAUUUUACUUCAAACAAUAACAAUAACAAUAAUAAUAAUAAUAAUAUUAAUAAUACCACAAAAGUUAAUGAAUCAAUUAUUAAAGAAAAAAUAGAAACAAUAGACGAUACAAUAAAAGAAACAGAAAUUAAAAUGAACAAUAAAAAAAAUAACGAAGAUAAUAAAACUUUAAUUGAUAAAUAUUUAAAAAAUAUUUACGAAUAUCCAAGAUUUAGUUCAAAAUGGUGGUUAGAAAAAAGUUAUAUAUUUGCAAUUUUUGGUGUUACUGGUACUUCAUCACUCUAUGUUGUUAAGUUUUUACUAAAAUACAUUUUUGGAUAUCCAAAUCCAUCAAGUCUCGUCAGUAUUAUCACAGGAUCAGUGCCAAUGGAUGUCAAAUAUAGCAUUAUUUAUUUCCUAACAAUGUACACCGUGUAUCCAUUUAUUCUCUUGACCUAUGGUACUUUAUUUGGCAGAUAUCAAUAUUUUGUAAAAUUUUUCAAUAGAAUGUCAGUUUUUUCACAAAUCAAAAGGGUUUAUUUAAGACUUACUAAUAAAAAUAUUAAAAAAAAAUAA